AUGGUGGCUGAUAGUAGUGAGAUUGUGAUUCUGAGUCCCAAGUACUCGGAGGAAUUGAAAGAUGACCAUCGUCUGGAUUUUGUGAAAUUGUUUUUACAGGUGUGUUCCUCUUUUGUCGGGUGAUGUCUACAAUUUCAUUGAGCACUGCUGUAAAAAGAUACAUUGCUAACCAUAGUGAGAUUAUAGGACUUCCACGAAGGAAUCCCUGGAUUCGAUUUCGCUGAUAAAGGAGCACGAGAUGCGAAGCUUUUGAGACAAGUAACGAAGAAGGAAUUGACACAUCAACUAGGUAAGUCCUAAGAGCUAUCUCACGAGAUCUUCUAAGUACUAACCACCAACUUCCACAACAAAAACAACCGCAGCACUAUCAGAAGAAUGCAGCUCAGCACUAGAUUGGAUUUUCACAAACAACAAAGGUAUCCUCAGGGCUCUGUUUCCCUUAUCAAAACCCAAAGAUCCAAAGUUUUGGGAAUGACAACCUCUACAGAAUCAGUAUUGUCGCUUUUCUCCACACAGAAUACCACACCAUUAACACCCGCACCAACAAUUGGAUGGCUGGAGGUUCCUUCAUCAACGAUAACUACCAGGCAAGGAGAUUCCUUCACAACUUGUAG
Molecule: messenger RNA, 614 nt
Organism: Hymenoscyphus albidus
Lineage: Eukaryota; Fungi; Ascomycota; Leotiomycetes; Helotiales; Helotiaceae
Source: the annotation of a GenBank genome assembly